CACUGAGCCAGGCCGGGGAUCCGGUGAACCCGAAACCUCAUGGUUCCUAGUGGGAUUCUUCUCCACUGCACCAUGACAGGGACUCUAGAAGAAAAGUAUUUCUUACCUGGUGUUAUUAAAGCCCUCUCUUGACUAAUAAUGGCCAGCUGUUCUGUCUACUGGUAGGCUUUCAAACUGGAAUUCACGGUGAGAUCUUGCAGGGAGACGCCCCAUUGCACAGUCUGGGUGUGAAAUUGGCUGUGGGUUAACCUUUGCCAGCCUACACUCCCACCUUGUUCCUGUCCUGUCGUCUCCCCAUUGGUCCCUUUGAGUAUUUGGGGGUGAGGCAGGUUUCUCUCUGCAGCCAGAUUUUUUGAUAACAGCAGUAUAGCUCAAGUCCACUUACUGUCUGUAAUUUCCACGUAACCCACUGGAAACUUCCUUUUGGUGCCAGAUGGUGGCAUGCAUGCUGCUUAAGUCUGCCCCCUUUCUGUGCCUUGCCAUUUCUCAUCAAUGCUCUUUGUCCCCCUGCUCAAACAGGCGCAAUGUCAGUCACUCCUGCUUCAUAAACAGACACUGAACUGGAGAAUGAGAUCUCCAGUUCUCAGACCUCCUGGUCUGAUCUUGUGUAAUGUUCAAGCUCAGAAAUGCCUUAUGUGGAUCGUCAGAAUCGCAUUUGUGGUUUUCUAGACAUUGAAGAAAAUGAAAACAGUGGGAAAUUUCUUCGGAGGUAUUUCAUACUGGAUACCAGAGAAGAUAGCUUUGUAUGGUACAUGGAUAAUCCACAGAACCUGCCUUCUGGAUCAUCACGCGUUGGAGCCAUUAAACUUACCUACAUUUCAAAGGUUAGCGAUGCAACUAAGCUAAGGCCAAAGGCUGAGUUCUGUUUUGUUAUGAAUGCAGGGAUGAGGAAGUACUUCCUACAAGCCAAUGAUCAGCAGGACCUAGUAGAAUGGGUCAAUGUGUUGAACAAAGCUAUAAAAAUUACAGUACCAAAGCAGUCAGACUCACAGCCUCAUUCUGACAACCCAAGUCGCCAGGGCGAGUGUGGGAAGAAGCAAGUGUCUUACAGAACUGACAUUGUUGGUGGUGUGCCCAUCAUCACCCCAACUCAGAAAGAAGACGUAAAUGAAUGUGGUGAAAGUAUUGACAGAAAUAAUCUGAAACGGUCCCAAAGCCAUCUUCCUUACUUUCCUCCGAAACCGCCCCCGGAUAGUGCAGUUAUCAAAGCUGGAUAUUGUGUAAAACAAGGAGCAGUGAUGAAAAACUGGAAGAGAAGAUAUUUUCAAUUGGAUGAAAACACAAUAGGCUACUUCAAAUCUGAACUGGAAAAGGAACCUCUCCGCGUAAUACCGCUUAAAGAGGUUCAUAAAGUCCAAGAAUGUAAGCAAAGUGACAUAAUGAUGAGGGACAACCUCUUUGAAAUUGUAACAUCGUCUCGAACUUUCUAUGUGCAGGCCGAUAGCCCGGAAGAGAUGCACAGCUGGAUUAAAGCCGUCUCUGGCGCCAUCGUAGCACAGCGGGGGCCCGGCAGAUCCGCUUCCUCUGAGCCUUCCGGCUGUCCUUCCGAACCCAAACGCGCUGGCCGCCCGGCCUACGCAGCCGCCUCACAUUCCACAGCCGCUCGCAGCAACUCUUUGGUCUCAAGCUUUACCGUGGAGAAGCGAGGAUUUUACGAAUCUCUUGCCAAGGUCAAGCCAGGGAACUUCAAGGUCCAGACUGUCUCUCCAAGAGAACCAGCUCCCAAAGUGACUGAACAAGCUCUGCUAAAACCUCAGCGUAAAGACGGCCCUCAGGAACCAGACUGUGACCCCGUGGACUUGGAUGACGCUAGCCUUCCAGUCAGUGACGUGUGAGGGAGGCACCCGAAGCCUGACCCCCCGUUUAGCCCUCAGUGUCCUUGCACGAGGCUUCUAGCCAAAGAUGACAAAGGGGAGAGGGUUUCCAUGCAUAUAGCCUCGUAGACGCACUCUUUCUAAGCUGGUAAACCAAGAAUCUAGGACGUAGCCAAACGAAAUGUAACUUCUUGAAAGAAAGAAAGAAACCUUAAGUGUCUCAGCAUCAGCUGUCAGCAGCUUUGUUCUCACUGGGGUGGUAAAAACGUGUGUGCAACCUCUUUUCCUAGUGAAUUUGACAACUUCAGUGUUCCACAGUUUAAACCAUUAACAAGGCUUAUUAAUUAUUUUGGUUGUUUUAAAAAUGCUACUGUGAUUUCCUAUUAAAUGUUCAAUCUUUACACAUUCGUGCUGGUUAAUAUUAUUGAAUGAAAUAUUGCCAGGCAAAUAUACCUAAAACUCAUGACGCGUCUGGGUGCUGUAAAAUUUAUACUGCGGUGUGGACAGUUUUGAAAUGGUCACCAUUUUUGAUGCUGUGGAUCCCAGGUGAGUGGUAGGUUUUGCAUAGGGGAUGUUAUUGGACUGUUAGGGUUGUGGGUUGUACUGGGGUGGAGGAAGGGGGGAAAUGAGAAAUCAAACAGUCGUGUCUCAGACAUUGGUUUGUAAAAGCUUAAUCAAGACCUGGCAGACGUCAUCGCUUUAUUCAGUGAAAAUUAUUUGGUAUGAAAUUUCUGGAAGAUCUGAUUUGCUUGUCAAAGUUUUGUAAAUAGGUCUUAUUUCUGUACGUGGAUCAGCGAACGACCUCAAGUUUAUAUGUAAAGACAUGCAGCCCUUAGUCCUGUGAUCAUAGCCUUUGCUUUUUGUCACUAAUACCCUAUAUUCAAGUGCCUGUGUUUUCCAUCUUGUCGAGGAAUGUUUGAGAUGAAUGUGCUCAGAAGGCCUGCAUGUGAUUGGUUUUAAACAGUUGGGAUGAAAUUAAUUUUCAGUAGCAUAGUUUAACAUAUUAAAUAAGAAACCAUUUUGUUUUAGACCAGAAUGUUGUCAUUCUCCUGUCUGUGCAAUAUAUCUGUUUUAGCACACAGAUCUGAGUAGACCUUUAAUCAUGGGCUGUCACAGAUGUGAGCGCCUCUCGAAAAAAAUCAUUAGUUUCGGGUGUUGAGUAACAGACCAGUUUGACCAAGUACUGUUUUUAACGGUUCAGUCUUAAACAUUUGCUUUAAGAAAAUAGUCUUGAAUUUCACAUGCUGCUAUUUGUAUGCUGUUUUGCCAUAUUGCAAGUACUGUCUUGUUUUGAAUUCGUACAUGUCACCAUUUCUGCUCUUCAUUUUCUAAGAUGACUUCUUUGGAAAAGAGAUUUCUUACUAGGGUGGUGGGGUCCCGAGGUUACUAUCUCUUACACCAGAAUUAUAACAUCAGUUUAAAAAUCCGGGUGCAUAAAGAAUGCACCACUCAACAUUUUCGUUCAUAAGCUAAUAUUUUAAAAACUUAUACGUAGAUCGUUUCUUUUUUGCAGCUGCAUUUGAAAAUAGAAUGAUAGAAUGAAAGGUUUGAAGUAGUUAUCACACUUUCAGCAAACUCUUAGCUUCUUUUUCAUGAACACACCGUGGACAGUUGGCAGUAUUUGGGAACCUAAUGCUGUUUUUGUUGGUACAGCUUCCAUGUUGCAUGUUCGUUUUAAUAUUUUGGUAUUGGUAUUUGAUAUAUUUCAUAGUGGCAAAAUAUUAGCUCUAUUUUGGAACUUUUUAUAGAACUACCCUUGUAUUUAGUAGCGUAGGAAAAUGUUCUUGCGAUUGUCAGGGUCUCCUAAUAUUUAUCUCAAUACUUUUAUAAUUCUAUGAAAAUUAUUUAAUUAUUUUAAAACUUAUACUUUUCUUGUAAAUAUGUCGCAUCUGGAUUGUCAGAAAUUACUUUGAAGACCUUAAUAUUUGCUGCGUUUUUCCUCCUGUAUAUAUAACAUGUCUCCUUUCAGAAUGGGAAUAUGUGUGUGUACUUCCCAGUGUUUACGUCUGAUAUCUUUAUGUGUGUCCAACUGUUAAAAACUGUAAUAAUGACUUGAGAAUAAACUGCUCAGAAUUAAUUGUAA
Sus scrofa (pig) is the source of this 3897-nucleotide messenger RNA. It is a transcript of the gene PLEKHA1, whose product is annotated as pleckstrin homology domain containing A1. The record is from RefSeq and is a predicted model, not a curated record. NCBI's taxonomy places the organism in Eukaryota, Metazoa, Chordata, Mammalia, Artiodactyla, Suidae.